Armigeres subalbatus is the source of this 1116-nucleotide messenger RNA. RefSeq lists its product as uncharacterized. The coding region runs from base 281 to 538 and encodes 85 amino acids. The record is from RefSeq and is a predicted model, not a curated record. The transcript is spliced from 3 exons. Lineage: Eukaryota; Metazoa; Arthropoda; Insecta; Diptera; Culicidae.
GCAGCACCGUAUAAAAGCAAUCACCGAGCUGGGUUUAUCAAUCAAUUGAAAUCGAACGCGCACCGAACGAAGACGGAGGAUCCUGUUCCGAGCAAAGUCCGACGCCAAUUUACCAGUCAGUGUGAUCCCGCGUGAAAGGACACGAGCACUCGGUCCCAGAAGGAGUUACUGAGUCAGUCGAACUCGAGCGGAACGGAAGAACACGUGCGUGCUGUGUUACGAGCCCGCGCCGUCAUAUUACGUAGAGCAGUUUAGGUGAAAUCGUCACUCGGUGAAAGCGAUGCAGAUUGUUGGGCAGGUGGUGGCGGUGCUAUUGGCCCUGUGCUGUUUCUGGCUGGGAACGGUCAGGUGUUGGCCAGUUUCCAAUCCAGAGGUUGUGGACAGCUUGAUCUUCAGCAAUCCGGAAGUGGCAACCCAAUCGAUGCGCGAGAUUCCACAGUGGCACUGCCUGCGGUACUUCAAGCACGACAUCCACCUGAUGCGCCGCUGUCGCAACUAUCGGUUGCAUAUGUUACGGCGACCGAACGACAUGAUCUAAGGCGGAUUGUGGGGAGGAGUUGGGUAACGGAAACGAAGGUGCGACUCGAUUACGGAACGAUAUAGCGCUCCCAACCCUGUAUAAGGAGCAACGGAAUAUGGAACGAGCGCAAGCACCAGAAAUCUGCUUCGUCGUGAUAAACAACCAAUGAAACAUUACGAAUUAGAUUACUGCAUUACAUAGAUAUGAAUCUCAUAGUUAGCAGUUAAGGACUACCUACUAUACAAUUAUCUCUAUCAUCAUCGUUGUGUGAUGCGGCAGAGCGAUCAUAAAAAUACAAAGGAACGAGGAGUAUCACCAAGAUGUAGACUAAUUACGCACGUUAUUUAAUUGAGCAUUAAAAAAGCAUAAACAACGAACGAAAAUAAUCAACCAGUGGCAUUCGAAGUUAAUCAUGUAUUUUGGCACCAUUGUAUAUCAAUUUACUAAAGUGGAACAGUCAACAAUUAGAUAAGCAAAAUUAAUUUGUUUGUUUACUGCUAUAAUGACUUCUGUUGGAUUUAAAUACUUCUUAAGAAAAAUAUUUAUGUGACUGUUAUCGGAAAGGCAAACAUGAAAAUAAACAUGAAAAAAUCAAA